UUUCGGCUAGCGCUGGAUUUCGUCGCACCUCAUUUGAGAUCUGCACAAGUUUCACCUACAUUUACAACGGAACCUCUCAAACACAUUUGCUCUUACCUUGCCUUGUAGUGGCACUGUAACAAUUAUUCGCCAGCAGAAUCUGGCAGCCAUAGGGAGCAUAUCAAGAACCAACUCUAUCUCACCUCAUAUAUCGACCGGGUUGCGACCGUCAGGCUCUGGCGCUGUAGGGUUUGCUACCUGCUCAUGACAGUUCUUCCUCCAUCGCCGCUCGACUUGAGCGAUCGCCCUAAUCUAUCGCAAACGUUUGGACCAACAAGUCCCUCCUCAUCGUCUCCCGAGGUUGAAAAGGCUGACUUUGUAGUAACAACCAUUGGUAAUGCCGUUGCCGAUGAGGUGCGGUCUAUGCGGUCGCUAACGAGAGCAUCAAAACGACGAAGCGCGUUGAUUUUCAACAAUGCUCCUCUGGAGCUGGUGGAUUCUUGGAGUGAACAGGAUCUACGGACCAAGCUAAAGGAUGCGUUGGAAGCGCUCAAAGAUAAGGAAAGAGAUUUAACUCUGGCCGCUGAAAUCGGUCAGCAGCUUGUAGCCGCCAACAACUCUCUCAUGACAGAAUAUCAAGAAUUGGUCAAUAGAACAAAAUCGCUACAACAGUUGAAUGUCCAGGCACCGCAAUAUGGAUCUAGAGCUAGUCUGAGGGGAGGGUCUCUUCGAAGCCUAGCGCGAAGGAGAUCAAAAGCCUCGCUGAGCAUCGAUUUAGUCGCUGCUUCCGAACCAUCUUUAAGCUCAGAUUCACCAACCAGUACUACAGCACCUUCCCUAUCCCGUCGACGGUCGAUCGGAACACUAGAGUAUGUCAACUCUCUCGAGCGAGCGAAUACGGAUCUAAGAGCCCAACUUGACGUAUUGGAAGCGAAUCUGCGCGACGCGGAGCGAAUCCAUCGGCAAACGGUAUCAAACUUGCGACGCAACAAUGCAAGUCUACAAGACCAGCUACGUGCUACACUGCAGGACCUUCGGGAUGCAGAAGCGGGUCAUGCGCGCGUCGUAUCGAAUUUUGAACGAGAUCUGGAUCAACUUCGUAAUGAGUUGCAGGCAACGGCUCAGGCCGCUGCAGAACUCGAAGUUGACAGGCGCAGAUUAUUGCGUGAACACGCAGAAGUUCGUCGGGACACGAAAGAACUCGAGCAGACCGAUCAGGAGAUUAUCCAGGAUCUUGGCCGACGGGUUAAAGACCUGGAGACCGAAAAUGCCAAGCUGCUGGUUGCAAAGAAAGAAUCGGAUCGUCGUUGUGCAAUGCAACGAAUAGAGCUAGAAGAACUGAGCGUUCAUGCGAAAGAGUUAGAGGCUAAGGUGGCGGAAACAGAAGGGCUGAAAGACGAGUAUGCCAGACAGAGCAGGGUAGUCGACGAGCUGAGAGAACAAUUGGAAGAUAUCAGAGCUAGUGAUAUGGAGCACUUUGAAGAAGAAAUGGCGUUUGGGGGAGUAACUGGGAUAGAUGAAGGAGAUGAGGACGAACCAUACCAAGGCGCAACAGUGAGGGGUGUAGAUUCAGGACAGCUGACUCCUCGCAAGCAGGACUGGGAAUGGACAAAAUGGAUUGAGCGAACGCGGACACGCUGUUGGGAGCUUGACAUGGCUGGGUUGAGAGAUGAGAUUGCUGACCUACGAGCACAUCGUGAAGAGGCUUACAGUCGGCUGCGAAGUACUCUCGAAUCGUGUACGCGACAAGUCGUUGAUCAUACCCCGCGACCUAUUACGUCCUUGGCCAGCAUGGCGAGCUCAGUAAUUGGGACAGUGUUUGGAACCCGAAAGGGAAGAAAUUAGUAGAUGUGGGCAUUUUUCGCUCAUCAAGUUAACGAUUUUCCAACUACAGAUUAUUGAUGUCAUAGUAAAUACUUUUUAUAGGUGAACCAAGUUUGUUAUUUUUGGUUGUAUAAAUACAUUACAGAGUGAAGAGUACAAAUGCAAA
Molecule: messenger RNA, 1969 nt
Organism: Spizellomyces punctatus DAOM BR117
Lineage: Eukaryota; Fungi; Chytridiomycota; Chytridiomycetes; Spizellomycetales; Spizellomycetaceae
Exons: 5
Coding region: 244-1824 (526 amino acids)
Source: RefSeq, a predicted model, not a curated record